Rhinichthys klamathensis goyatoka is the source of this 1873-nucleotide messenger RNA. RefSeq names its product coiled-coil domain containing 13 (gene ccdc13). Lineage: Eukaryota; Metazoa; Chordata; Actinopteri; Cypriniformes; Leuciscidae. Gene Ontology annotation, cellular component: centriolar satellite. The transcript has 13 exons. The coding region runs from base 79 to 1860 and encodes 593 amino acids. Gene Ontology annotation, biological process: non-motile cilium assembly; cytoplasmic microtubule organization. The record is from RefSeq and is a predicted model, not a curated record.
AAAUUGACUUAAAAACCAUAUCAAUUCCAAACCCAAAUCUUAACUAGGUUGACGGAAAUCUUUCUAAAUUCGUCCGUGAUGGACGCUGACGGGGAGGAGAUAAAGCAGCAGCUCAGGCUUCAGUUUCAGGCUCUUCAGGAGCAGCAGGAGCACAGGAGACAGCAGAUGAAGAAGAGCAGAUCCAGGGCUCCUCCUCCUCUUCCUCACAGCGGCCUGGACCACAUCAGCCUCACCACACAGCAGGAGGAAGAGGAGGAGGAGGAGGAGCGGUUCAAGGCCAGAGUGAUCCAGGAGGAAACCCAGCAGCUGCAUGAUCGUCUGAGGGAGCUGAGAGACGAGAACGGCCGGCUCCACAAACUGCUGAGUGAGAGAGACUUCGAGCUCCAACACCUGAAGAAGAAGAGAGAGGAGGAGCGGCUGGCUCUCGCAGGAACUGCUGGUUUGGCAGGAGAUGCAGCGGCAACCAAAAUUGUGGAAGUGUCAAAAAAGAAUCGCGAAUUAGCAGCUGAAAUAGAGCGAGAGAAGACCAAAACUAAACAAGCAAACAACCGGGUCAAAGCACUGGAGAAAGAGCUUCAGGCCACACUGUUACUGAAUCCUGCAAAGACGGCCAACAAAACUCAGACUUCAAGGGCUGUGAACGACUAUCUGGAGAACAGCCCGGUAGUGAAAUCCCUUCAGGAGAAACUGUCUGCAGCACAACUCAAAAUGGCUGAAUACCGCAACCAGAUCCAGACCUGCAAGCAGGAGCUCAGAAUGGCUCACAAGGUGUUGAGCUGUGAGGUGGGAGAGGACGUCAGUAUUCAGCAGGUUCUGUGUAACCCAGGAGGAUGGAGAGGCCGAUCUCAGCAGAUCCUCGUCCUGCACAACAGAGUGCGAGACCUGGAGCAACAGCUGAGCCAGUCGUGUCCCAGCAGUGAGCCAGGCCUCGAGGAGGAGAUGAGGAGGACACACGACAGGAACAUCAGCCACAUCCGUCACAUGGAGCGGGAGAAGAAGGAGGCGCUGGAGAAGCUCACUGUGGACUAUGAGGUUCUGCUGGAAGAGCACGCGGAUGUGAAGAAGAAACUGGAGGGCUCCAGAGCCAGGAGCAAAGUGUUGAGCACAGAAGUGAAAGCCCUGAAGAGCCAGAUCAGCACUCUGCUGGAGAAGGGCCGACACGACGACGAGCUGGUCCACGCAUUACUGAAGCAGCAGUCGCAGUGGCAGGCCAUGUUCGGGCACCUCAGCCAGAGGGGCCACCAGCGCGAGGAGGCCCAGCAGGGCCUGGGGGUGCAGCUGCACAACGAGGCCCAGCAACACGCCUCCCUCAUCCAGCAGCUCAAACUCAAGGUGUCGGAGAAGGAGAACAAGGUCAAAGAGCUGGAGCAGGAGAUCCAGCAACUCGCCCUCCAGAAGCAGAGGGAGAGUAAAGGCCAACCUAACAUCGGGCCUCUGACAUCACGACAGGAGAACAGCAGGGAGUCCAGCUCUGCCAGAGAAGCGCGAGCGGCCUGUCCGGAGUGUGUUAAAAUCCCAUCACUCCAGGCUCAGUGUGUGGAGUAUAAGGCUCUGUUUCAGGCUGCUAGUGUGGAGAGAGACCGACUACUGGAGCUCACCAAGAAACAGCACACCAGGGAAGAAGAGGCCAAGCGUCAGUGUGUGGAAGCAGAGCAGAAGCUCAGAGAAGAACGACAGCGUUCAGUGUCACUGGAGCAGCAGCUGGAGAAAGCCCGACUCCUCUCAACACCUCAGCGGAGCGCCACAGGUCUCGAGCGUGCACUGGAAACAGGUUACGGGCUAGAGAAUGCUUCAUUAACCAGCAAUCUGUUGUAUUUUCUUCAUUGCUGUAGGAAGCUCGUCUCCCAGAAGUCUCUCUGAGGGCGCUCAACUC